AUAUCUUGAAGCAAACGCUUACAUCUAUUCAGCAGGCUGCAACGAAUCCAACAAUCCCGAGUGUCUCGAGAAACCAUUCCCUGCUCACCGCGCCUCAAACAACUAUUGUAGGCACCAGCCAAUCCCGCCCUUGCACCGCCAUCGCCGAUCUACGGCACAGCCCUGCGGACACAAAAGACCCAAACCCACCGCAUUCCCUUCCUUUCUUUCUUUCUUUCUCAACUCUCAGCAUUCAUGAAAACCCUCCUCUACUUCCAACUCUUCCUCGCAUCCCUAACCCUCAGCGCCAUAGCCUCCAAACCCCAAAACCCCCAACUCCCCCUCUCCGCCCCCGACGAUCCCGACCACGACCCCAACCCGGACCCCACAGACCCCUACGCCGGCCUGCCCCCGCUCCCGGCCAACAUGGUCUGGAACAGCUUCCCCCUCAACCCCCUCUACCUCUCCGACUCAGCCUGGUACGACACGCUCGGCAACUCCCAAAUCGCGAUCCGCCGCCUCUUCGCCUCCCCCUCCAAAUCCACCCAAAUCGCCUCUUCCCUCGCCCUCCUCGACGAGUUCCCAGCGCGCGGGCCCGACAUCCUCUUCGCCGCUGCCGUCAAAGGCAAAGCCCACGUGAUCUCUGCGCUGCUGCAGGCGGGCGUGGCGCCGCAACCCACGCCGGGCUCGGCGGACGACAUGGCGCAGGUGCCGCUGCAGGCGGCGGCGUUUAAUGGGCAGCUGGCGGCGGUAAGAGUGUUGGUGGAGGAGGGGGGGGUCGGGGUGGACGCGGAGGAUGACGUGGGGAGCACGGCGCUGAUGCAGGCGUGUGGUGGGGCGCAUCCGGACAUUGUGGCGUGGUUGCUUGAGCGGGGGGCGGAUCCAAGGAGGAGGCAGGAGGGGGGGACGGGGACGGGGGCAGCGGAGUUUACGGCGGGGGGGGGGUGUGUGGAGUGUGUUAGGCUGCUGUUGGAGCGGGUAGCGAAGGAGGGAGAGGCGGGGGACGGAGGGGUUGAGAUUACGCCGCUUGCGUUGCAGGCGGGGGCGCAUUCGAGGAGUAUUGAGAUGGUGAGGUUUUUGUUGGAGAAGGGGGGGUAUCCUGUGGAUGAUGUUGAUGAAGAGGGAAUUUGGAAAGGCGAGAGGUUGAGCGCGGAGCAGCGAUACAACAUUUAGCAGAUGCUGCCACGGGUGACAACGGACGUUCAUAUUCUCAAAUUGCUCUCGAGCUACCUGGCCCAACCGGAUGCAAACGGAGACUAUGGAUACCUCGACUUGCCACAGGACAUCAAAGAGAAGAUCAUAGA
Molecule: messenger RNA, 1283 nt
Organism: Mytilinidion resinicola
Lineage: Eukaryota; Fungi; Ascomycota; Dothideomycetes; Mytilinidiales; Mytilinidiaceae
Product: ankyrin
Exons: 1
Coding region: 235-1152 (305 amino acids)
Cellular component (GO): cytoplasm; nucleus
Molecular function (GO): protein binding
Source: RefSeq, a predicted model, not a curated record